AUGUUAGAUAUUGAAAGGCGAAUUAAAAUAAAUCUGCAACGAAAAACACAAAUCGUUGCUCCACCGGGUAACGCGACACAUCAGUACAACAAAACACUAGCGUUACUACCAACAGCAACGGUACUCAUAUUAGACGGCCGAAAUAGUCUUCAACCAUGUCGAGUACUGCUUGAUUCGGGUGCACAAGUCACGCUCAUUUCUGAGGCGUGCGCACAACGUCUAGAGCUUAAGCGUUCAUACGAUAAAACUUUAAUUCAUGGUGUCGGGGCAGGCACUGGAAGUUAUACAAAGGGUAAGGUGUACCUACUAUUGAAGGCAACGUAUUAUGAGAAGAUGGCAACAACAGAGGCUUUAUGUGUGGAUCGCUUGACACAAAAUCUUCCUGGCCACACAAUCAACAACGAAAAACUUAAUUAUUUCAACAACCUGAAAUUGGCUGAUCCCCAAUACAACUCAACGGGACGGAUAUACAUUAUCUUGGGUGCAGAUAUAUUUAGUGAAUGUUUACUACAAGACAAGAUUGUACACCCAAGUGGAUCUCCAAGCGCAAUACAAACAAUUUUCGGCUGGGUUAUUGUUGGUAACGUUGCUAAUCAGCGAAAUCUUGAAAUAGUACCAGCGCAUAUGACAGUCGACUUGGGUGAGCAACUGCAGCAGUUUUGGAAAGUCGAGGAAUGUAACGAAACAAUGAAUCACCUGACACCUGAGGAAGAGCAAGCAGAAAUACACUUCCAACAACACGUUCAGAGGGAUUCCAGUGGACGAUACAUCGCCAGAUUCCCAUUUAAGAGUACAGUGGUUAACUUGGGGGACUCGAGGCAGGCGGCGUUAAAACGAUUUCAUGGUUUGGAAGCCAAAUUCUAUAAAAAUGUGUUGCUUAAAGAAGAGUAUACCGAGUUUAUUCAAGAAUUUUUCGAGUUGGGGCACAUUGAAGUAGCAAGGAGCUGCUCAUCUAGCAAGACAUAUUUCAUGCGACACCACGCAGUGUUUAAGCCUAGCAGCACUACAACAAGGGUACGCGUAGUGUUCGAUGCGUCCUGUAAAACAGACAAUGGAACGUCACUCAAUGAACAACUACUAGUAGGUCCUACAAUACAGAGGGAUCUGUUCACAAUCCUAAUACAAUUUCGCAGGUAUAAAAUAGGCUUCAUUGGGGACAUAGAAAAGAUGUAUCGCCAGGUGCUCAUACAUCCAGAUGACCGCUCGUAUCAACGCAUUUUAUGGAGAGAUGAUGAAAGUAAGCAAAUCCAGGAAUACAAUUUAAGGACAGUGACGUAUGGAACAGCCUGCGCGCCUUUCCUGGCUACCAGAACUCUGCGUCAAGUAGCGAUUGACAAUGCUGAACUGAAUCCCGAUGUUUCAAACGCGAUCGAAACCUGUUUUUACGUAGAUGAUUUCAUAUCAUGCGCAAGUAGUGUAGAAGGAGCUACAAACCUAAAAAACGACUUGUGUAAAAUUCUUGACAGUGCUGGAUUUCACUUGCGGAAAUGGUCGUCGAAUUCACCACAGUUCAUUGAUAGCAUUCCCACACAAGACAGAGAGUCCUCUACAGAGACCGUAAUCGAUGAUACCCAAACUGUGAAAACCUUGGGGUUGUUGUGGAAUACAACCAAGGAUUGUUUUAAAUUUAGUGUGACGCUGGGGGCCAUGCCACAUGUCGUUACAAAACGUACAGGUUUGUCUGAUAUAUGCAAAAUCUUCGAUUCGAUCGGUUGGUUGGCACCAGUUGUCGUUAGCAUGAAAAUUUUUAUGCAAAGGCUGUGGCUGAGAGGUGUUGACUGGGAUCAACCAUUGCCUGAAGAUCUAUUAACCCAAUGGCUGGUGUUACGUGAUAGUAUGUGCCAGAUAACCAACUUGCAGAUUCCAAGAUGGUUACAAUUGUCAGACGACAACCACGUCGAGCUUCACGGAUUCGCUGAUUCAUCAGAGUUGGCAUAUUCAGAUGCAAUCUAUUUGUGGGUGCGACGUCCAGAUGGAAUAAUAUAUACAAAUCUUAUUGCUGCAAAGACUAGAGUAGCCCCCGUUAAGCAGGUCACAUUACCACGUUUGGAGUUGUGCGCAGCACAGCUAAUGGUGAAACUGAUGGUGAAGCUGCAGCAUAUAUUCAACAUUGAGAAUGAUAGGAUGUUUGGUUGGUCGGAUUCCACGGUAGUGUUGGCCUGGAUUGCGGACCAUCCGAGACGUUGGAAAUCAUUUGUCGCGAACAGAACAUCAUACAUCAUCAAUAUUAUACCCGCUACACAAUGGUUCACAGCAUAA
Rhagoletis pomonella (apple maggot) is the source of this 2259-nucleotide messenger RNA. RefSeq lists its product as uncharacterized. Gene Ontology annotation, molecular function: aspartic-type endopeptidase activity. The transcript is spliced from 2 exons. The record is from RefSeq and is a predicted model, not a curated record. NCBI's taxonomy places the organism in Eukaryota, Metazoa, Arthropoda, Insecta, Diptera, Tephritidae. Bases 1 to 2259 code for a protein of 752 amino acids. Gene Ontology annotation, biological process: proteolysis.